UUCUAUGUAUCAAGUAGAUCCUUGAUUUAUUGUUCGAUUUUAUGUUAUUAUAUUGAGAAAAUGUAUCUGAAUUCGUCUGAUAUCUCAGACGACCCCUAUGAGGGAUUAUCUGUGUUGGAAAUUAAACGACUUAACUUCCCGAAAUGGGGACACCAAAUGUUUGGUUUGUUUUUGCUGUUUGUUGGAAUAUUUGGAUUUUUUGAAAACAUUAUGGUAUUAUAUACUUUCUACAAAUCCAAGCAGAUACGCUCACCGACGAAUAUGUUUAUAAUAGGGCUCGCUUUAGGAGACCUCGCCAUGGCAACUUUAGGUAACCCAUUAGCAACGACUUCGGGGCUUCAUGGGUCCUGGUUUGCCGGCGAAUUUUUCUGCUACUGGGAAGGAUUUGUCGUGUAUACAUUUGGUCUAACUGAGAUGUAUUUGCUGACUGCUAUAAGCAUUGAUAGGUACAUCGUGAUAGCCAAACCUUUGAGGUCCGCCAUGAUAACGAAAAGAGUUGCCGUUCUUGCUGUUGCUGCAUGCUUUGCAUUUGGAUUUUUUUGGUCUAUAUUUCCGUUCUUUGGUUGGAGCUCUUAUGGCCUAGAGGCUGCAGGGAUUUACUGUGGUCUGUUAUGGGAGGACAAAAGUUUAAGUACGACAACAUAUGUUGUGACAAUAUCUAUAUUCUGCUUCUUUCUUCCGUUUGGUGCCAUGAUAUAUUGCUACUUCCAAAUCUACAUGACAAUUCGAAACGUCAACAAGAACACUGUAUGGGACAUGAAGAGCCGUGUUGCCAGAAAAAAUCUUAGAAUAGAGAGGAAAAUGUUGAAGAGUUGCAUCAUCAUGUGUAGCGUAUAUUGGUUGUGUUGGUCUCCAUAUGCUGUCAUGUCUUUCUGGCAAUCAUUUGGUGACCCGGACACUAUACCUCUCGUGCUAACCGAGAUCCCUGCGGCAGCCGCCAAGUCCCAGAUCGUAUGGAAUCCAAUCAUCUACGUGGCGACGAAUAAACAGUUCCGUAAAGCUUUCUAUGCCAGUAUUCCUUGUGUCGGAUUGAGAGAAAAGCUUAUCAAAAAGGAAGAAGAAAAAGAACCAUCCUCAAAGGAGUCCGAUCUCGAUGAUAAAACCAAGCAGGAGCAGAGUGUCAUAAGUGUGACAACAGCGGUAGCCAAUAACACGGUAGAGACCCACACAGCCGGUGGGGCAUCAGCUGCAACCGAAGUGGCAACCAUCUCUACAGGUGUACCCAUGGGGUCACUCAACAAAGUAUCGCCAGCACCGGAUAAUGCGGCAGCAUCGAAAACCGGACCAACAAAAGUUGAUUCUACAUCAAAGGCAUUGUUCUUUCUUCUUAAUUUCUCCUCAAGACAGGGUAAAGUUGUCAGGAACCACUUUAUUUUUGUCAAAAUGUAUGCCAAUUUAUCGCUGUUGGGAAAUUCCUCGGGAUCGGGACCGGGUGCGGAAAGAGAAUUAACAGAUUUUGAGAUUCAGAUGCUUUCAUAUCCGAAAUGGGGACAUCAGUUAGUUGGACUAUUCUUGAUGUGUAUUGGAAUAUUAGGUGUUACAGAAAAUUCUUUAGUGUUGUUAACAUUUUAUAAAGCAAAACAGCUACGAUCACCUACGAAUAUAUUCAUCCUCGGUCUUGCAAUCGGUGAUUUUUCAAUGGCUGUGUUCGGAAACCCUUUGGCUUUUACUUCGGCUCUAAACGGUGCCUGGUUUGCGGGCGAUUUAUUUUGUACAUUAGAGGGAUUUAUUGUAUAUUUUAUAGGAAGUUCACAACUAAACCUGAUGAUGGCGAUUGCUGUCGAUCGUUACAUUGUGAUAGCAAAGCCACUAAAAGCCUCCAAGAUUACCAAAAGAGUUGCAGCUCUUUGUGUUCUCGGGUGUUAUGGCAGCGGGCUAUUCUGGGCUGUUACUCCCUUAAUUGGCUGGUCAAGCUAUGGGUUAGAAGCAUCCGGGGUCUUCUGUGGACUACAUUAUGCGGACACCAGCAAGACGUAUAUCAUUUUCAUGUUUUUUUUCGUCUUUUUGGUACCACUCAUUGCAAUGAUUUACAGCUAUUUUAAAGUAUUCAUGACGGUUGCUAAUGUGAACAAAUCCAUGGUGUGGGACAUGAAGAGCAGGGUGGCAAGAAAGAAUCUCAAGUUGGAGAGGAAGAUGUUAAAGAGUUGUGUCAUCAUGUGUUCUACGUUUGUUGCUUGCUGGAUUCCGUACGCUUUUGUUUCAUUCUGGCAAGUGUUCGGCAAUGCUGACUCUGUACCUAUCUGGCUAGCCGAAAUACCAUCGGCCUGUGCUAAAUCAGAGGUUAUAUUCAACCCAAUUAUAUAUGUAGCGACCAACAAACAAUUCCGGCAAGCAUUCUACAAGAAUUUACCGUGCGGUGUAAUCAGAGAUAUGUUGGUUAAAAGAGAGGAAGUACAAGAGCAAUCAUCAAAAGAGUCGGAAAUUUCUGUAAAGGAAGAUGAAAAGAAGGCAGGUAAUCCCAACGCUGUGGCACCGGCCCCUGAGUCUGGUCCAACAAAGGUUGAGUGCUAGAUAUGUAAAUGAGCUUUCGGAUAAACACAGACGUAACAAUAUGUUCGCGCCUUGGCCGAGCUAUGGAAUAACUAGAUGUAAGUGUUGAUGGGAUUUAAACACGAGAAAAGGACCAUUUGGAAAAUCGGCACGUCACUUGAAUUGGAUCACAGCGUUUUGAUCAACUACGGAUUAUUAGUUUCGUAGCGUCUAUUUUAUUGUACAGUUUGAACAAAUUUGUAUUUUUUCUGUGAAAGACGUUGUUUCUAUUGCUUCGUUUAAAUAAGUUAAUUAUCAGCCUCUAUAUAGUAGAAAAUAUAUAUUUCUUAUGGCGCUAUAAUAAUGAUAUCUAUGCAUUUAUGUGCUUCUAAUAGCACUUCAGUACGAACACUUGUAUAUGACCUAUUUGUAUUAUAUUUGCACUGAGAGUUCUGGUAAUAUUUCAAGAGCUAAAUUUUACACUAAAUUUUACAGUUGUAAAUUGUAAGUUCUUAUAUCGUACCAAAAUCAUUUUAAAUAUUAAUGUAGCUGCAAGAAAUGUAAUAUCAUUAACAAUGUUUAUGUACUUCUGUAUGUGUGUUUGAUGUCAUUGCACAUUGUGUAAUUUAUACUAUAAUAAAUAAAUAAUAAAAAAUGAA
Messenger RNA from Ruditapes philippinarum (Manila clam), 3128 nucleotides. RefSeq lists its product as uncharacterized. Gene Ontology annotation, cellular component: membrane; photoreceptor outer segment. Gene Ontology annotation, biological process: G protein-coupled receptor signaling pathway. The transcript is spliced from 8 exons. The coding region runs from base 61 to 2511 and encodes 816 amino acids. The record is from RefSeq and is a predicted model, not a curated record. Gene Ontology annotation, molecular function: G protein-coupled receptor activity. Lineage: Eukaryota; Metazoa; Mollusca; Bivalvia; Venerida; Veneridae.